CCCGUCGCUGAUUCGAUGUUCAAAAUAACCAUAUUUGGUAAAUUACAUUGUCUUAUCCUUGUUACUCUCAGCCAAUCAGAAUCAUGCGUUCCGACUCGCCUUGGAAUAAACACUGCUGCUUAUUCUAAUUACUUCACUUGGUGGAUUAGCGAAAGAGUGAACAAGGAGUGCUCCACAAAUACCGCAAAAAUGGCAGAUCAACUCACUGAAGAACAAAUCGCUGAAUUCAAAGAGGCUUUCUCACUUUUUGAUAAGGACGGAGAUGGCACCAUUACCACCAAGGAACUUGGCACAGUCAUGAGGAGUCUGGGACAAAAUCCAACUGAAGCAGAACUCCAAGACAUGAUCAAUGAAGUAGAUGCUGAUGGCAAUGGCACCAUUGAUUUCCCAGAGUUUUUGACAAUGAUGGCUAGAAAAAUGAAAGAUUCUGACACUGAAGAAGAGAUCAGGGAAGCAUUCAGAGUUUUUGAUAAGGACGGAAAUGGUUUCAUUAGUGCAGCAGAAUUGAGACAUGUUAUGACAAACUUAGGAGAGAAGUUAACUGAUGAGGAAGUUGACGAAAUGAUUAGGGAAGCAGAUAUUGAUGGAGAUGGACAGGUUAACUAUGAAGAGUUUGUCAAGAUGAUGACAUCAAAGUAAGGAGAAAAGAAGUUGUAACAGUGUUGGAGGAAGUAAAAGAGUCCUGUAUUGUCAAGAAAGUCUUGCACUUUUACCUGGAACAGAUUAAAAAUUGGCUUAAACAUAGAAAUAUUUCAUAUCAUGUUGCUGGACAGUUACAAGCUGAUCAACACAUGCCUGGAAUGUACAUUUAAGCAAAUAUUCUUAUGAGAGGGUUAUAAUCUAGAAACUGCACUGCUUUAUAUAUGAUAGGGGGUUUCUUUCAAGCCUGUUGACAAUUAAAGGAGUUUAAUGUUCAGUUAAGUGUCUUUAAAGCACAUGAUGUGAUAGGCACAUGUACAUUUCUAGUAAUGUUUUGGUUAUUUGUACUGUUCUUUUGAGAGUAAGGGACAAACAUCAUUAUUGAAGUUGGGGAAAUAAAAUUAUAUUUAUGAGAGCAUACUCAUACACACUUAAUAAGAUGUAAUUGUAAUCA
Messenger RNA from Rhopilema esculentum, 1093 nucleotides. RefSeq names its product calmodulin. The record is from RefSeq and is a predicted model, not a curated record. Gene Ontology annotation, molecular function: calcium ion binding. NCBI's taxonomy places the organism in Eukaryota, Metazoa, Cnidaria, Scyphozoa, Rhizostomeae, Rhizostomatidae. Gene Ontology annotation, cellular component: myosin II complex.